Molecule: messenger RNA, 621 nt
Organism: Cetraspora pellucida
Lineage: Eukaryota; Fungi; Glomeromycota; Glomeromycetes; Diversisporales; Gigasporaceae
Source: the annotation of a GenBank genome assembly
GAUGAACCAAGUAGUAAUGAAGAAUCUGAUUUUGUACUAGAUUAUAAGUUGUUUGUAAAAUUAUCUGAUGGAACUUCACUAUCUGCAAAGUGGUUUGAAGAAUCAGUAUCAUCUAUAGAUGAAUUUCUUUUGUCUAUUCAUGAUAAAGUUAUUUUAUUAACAAAUAAUACAAAAAUUAUGCCAAAUAAUUAUCGUGUAACUUUUAAAACACAAAGAGAAGCAGGUGUCAGAACUCAAUUAGCUGAUACACAAGAUUUUCUUAAGUUUAAGGCUGAAUAUAUAAAAUUAAGUGCAAGGAAAUAUUCAGAUGAAAAUGAAGAUGUUGAAAAACUAAGCAACCAUAAAAAAAAUCGAAUUCCUAAUGUUUUAUCUUUAUCUUCAUAUGACAAGACUAUUGCUGAAAAUGUAUUAGAAAUUCGAAAUGCAUAUCAUUAUGUAGAUGAAAAGGAAGAAACUGAUCAUUAUUAUCAAGACUUUUUAGAAAAUUUUGAAAGACAAAAAAUUCUAGUAAAGCAUUUACAAAGAUUAACAGAUAAAGAAUUUGAGCAAUGUAAAGUUGACACCAUUGGUGCUCGACAAACAUUACGUGAAUAUGCAGCAAAAUAUCAAACAUCGAAUUAA